Messenger RNA from Blepharisma stoltei, 566 nucleotides. The record is from the annotation of a GenBank genome assembly. NCBI's taxonomy places the organism in Eukaryota, Ciliophora, Heterotrichea, Heterotrichida, Blepharismidae.
AUGGAUAAUUUAUUAAGUAUUUCUGACUGCUAUAAAGCGUGCAAUGAAGAGUUCUCGGUCGCUAACCCUAACCGACUCUUCUGCAAGAAAGGAUGCGAUAGUGACGAAAAAUUCUUAAUCUAUCUAUUUUAAUAACGAAAUCAUUUUUCUUUAAUUGGAGUCGCUUAAGUAUUUUUCUUAUAUAAUUUAUUAAAAUGCAGAGUUUUAGAGCUUUAUUUAAAUUGAGAAAAUAAAGAAAGCAUUUAUAAGUACUAAAAGAUGUUUUAAACUAUUGAAAUUAUAAUAAAUAUUAAAAAAUUAAAGAGUAUAAAAUCAAAGCAAUUUUUUUCUUCUUAUUAUUUGAAAGUUCUUUGAAAAAAUCUAUUAUAAUUAAUAGAGGAGAGCUGGAAUGCAAAUCAGAAUUCUGUCCUGGACUAUGCAUAAAAAGUGAACUAGGAGAAGAAGACAAUAAACAUGGAGGCUGGUCCAAGCUCUUUUCAAGAGCUCCUGGUUCCCGCCCUGAUGACUGCCUGAAUGCUUGCUUUUACGGCUGCACUCAUAAAGAUGAAGAAGAAAAUGAUGAUUAA